Messenger RNA from Lobosporangium transversale, 971 nucleotides. RefSeq names its product AhpC/TSA antioxidant enzyme-domain-containing protein. The transcript is spliced from 5 exons. The record is from RefSeq and is a predicted model, not a curated record. Gene Ontology annotation, molecular function: antioxidant activity. NCBI's taxonomy places the organism in Eukaryota, Fungi, Mortierellomycota, Mortierellomycetes, Mortierellales, Mortierellaceae. Bases 68 to 769 code for a protein of 233 amino acids.
CCACAAUACAAUACACUGUCUUUCUCUCUUCUACUUUUGCUACGAAGCCAAUUCUUUGAUUUUCUUAAUGCUCAUGUCGAUAUCAAGCAGAAUCAAGACUAAAUACAGCGACAUUAGGGAUGUCACGCUUGUUGACUUUCUGGAUGUAUCGACAGAAACAUCUUUCCCUUCAUACGAGCUCUGGAAGUACCAGCCUACUAUCAUCAUUGUGAUCCGUCGUCCUGGAUGCCAGUUCUGUAGAGAGGAGGCCAAAAUAUUCCACGAAAAUCGGCAAAUCAUUGAGGAAAAUUUGGGCAUGAAAAUAGUGUGCAUUGUACAUGAGAAAGAAGGCUCAGAUAUCUUUCAAAAGGAAUUCUGGCAUGGAAAAGUCUAUUUUGAUCCUGAGAAAGGCUUCUACAAGGCAUUUGGCGGAGGUCGUAUGCGCACAGGAAGCUGGGAACAGAUGCUUCGACCAACAUUUUGGAGGAAUCUGGUGCGGAACAAGAGGUCAGGCGUUAAGGGUAACUUCGUAGGCGAUGGACAUAUACUCGGAGGGCUCUUUGUGGUGCAGAGUAAUGAUGGAGGUAUUGCAUAUGAACAUAUCGAGCGGGUGUGGGGCGACAUCACGCACGCAGACAAGGUCCUUGAAGCCUGCAGUCGUGUCACAGGCGUGCAAUUGAGCAAAGAUACGGUUUCGAAGGCACAACAGGAUCAUGACAAACUCUACAAUAAGAUGCAACAGUCGUCGUAUGCUAAAGGGGAUCAAGAUCAAAACAAAGCCCGGGAAUAACGAUGUUACUGCAGCCGGUACUUGUGUAGUUGUUAUAUCCACCUAUUCCUUUACUUCAGUUGUCAGCACAUCAUAACAGGGACGAAACGUGAGUGGUGCUGACAAUGCAACUCAUUUGACCUUUUCUUCUCACGAUCUCAUGAACUCACCAAAAGCCGUUCAACAUAAUCUAUUAAGUGAAAAAAUAAUGAUGAUAAUAAAG